UUAAAAGCAAGUCCAGCGGGGACAAAUCAAUCAGUAUUUUCAAACAUCAGAGAGUUACACUUUGCUUCUUUCCUAAAACAAGGCGUCUUGUAACUUAAACGCAACCCACUCCACUUUAGGUCGGAUCAAUCAAGAUUUAACAGAUUUGCUUUCCACAAUGAAUGCCUCGCCAAUUUUGACGUUAUUGGUACUCAUUUUACCGCUGAUCACAUCGUGUCUAGCAGUGACUGAUAAUAACAAUGAUGGUAAAGAUAGCGACGGAGCUUGUGGUCACAGUCAUUGGAUGCAUUACUCUUGCGCGCCUGGUAUCCCAGGUAUUCCUGGGAGCCCUGGGCCCGCGGGGCCCGCGGGUGUAGCGGGAUCGCCCGGCCCUCGAGGACAAGCAGGGGACAAAGGAGAGGCAGGGACACUAGGAACUCCAGGGUCUACGGGCCGCGAGGGUCCACAAGGAAUUAAAGGUGACGCCGGCGACAAAGGAAGCCAAGGAGCCCCUGGCCCUCAAGGCCUACCAGGGACAUUGGGAAGUAACUGGAAACAGUGCGUUUUCAAAAAUCUGAACGACGAUAGGGACAUUGGAUUAGUCAAGGAAUGUGUUUUCAACAAAUUGUCUCCCAACACUGGCCUCCGUGUUUACUGGAAUGGCGCUCUCAGUAUCUACAACUGCCACGCUUGCUGCAAGCGGUGGUAUUUCACCUUCAACGACGUAGAGUGCUCGGCCCCCGCUGCCAUUGAUGGUUUAGUGUACAUGGUACAUGGGAAUGGAAACAAGAAGAAUUUACACCGGGUGCGACAAAUCGAAGGUGUAUGUGAGAAAGUCCCCCCGGGAAUCGUGCGCGUGGGAUUCUGGGUCGGCAAUUGCCAGAGUGUCAAAAGUGCUGACGCGUACACGGGCUGGAACUCAGUAUCCCGGAUUUACGUGGAAGAAGUGCCACCUCCACAGGACAUCAAUCGGGAUUUAACAGAUUUACUUUCCACAAUGAAUGCCUCGCCAAUUUGGACUUUAUUGGUACUCAUUUUACCGCUGAUCACAUCGUGUCUAGCAGUGACUGAUGAUAACAGUAAUGGUAAAAAUAGUAACGGAGCUUGUGGUCACAGUCAUUGCAUGCAUUGCUCUUGCGCGCCUGGUAUCCCAGGCAUUCCCGGGAGUCCUGGACCGGCAGGGCCCGCGGGUGUAGCGGGAUCGCCUGGCCCUCGAGGACAAGCAGGGGACAAAGGAGACGCAGGAACACCAGGAACUCCAGGAACUCCAGGGUCUACGGGCCGAGAGGGUCCACAAGGUGCUGCCGGCGACAAAGGAAGCCAAGGAGCCCCAGGCCCUCAGGGACCACCAGGAACAUUGGGAAGUAACUGGAAACAGUGCGUUUUCAAAAAUCUGAACGAUGAUAGGGACUCUGGAUUGGUCAAGGAAUGUGUUUUCAACAAAUUGUCUCCCAACACUGGCCUCCGUGUUUACUGGAAUGGUGUUCUCCGUAUCUACAACUGCCACGCUUGCUGCAGGCGGUGGUACUUCACCUUCAACGACGUGGAGUGCUCGGCCCCCGCUGCCAUUGAGGGUUUAGUGCACAUGGUACAUGGGGAUGGAAGCAAGAAGAAUUUACACCGAGUGCGACAAAUCGAAGGUGUAUGUGAGAAAGUCCCCCCUGGAAACGUGCGCGUGGGAUUCUGGGUCGGCAAUUGCCAGAGUGUCAAAAGUGCUGACGCGUACACGGGCUGGAACUCAGUAUCCCGGAUUUACGUGGAAGAAGUGCCACCCCCACAGGAUUAAAUCUUGUCAAAAUAGGUCAAGUCUACAAAACUUAAAAAAUCUAUACGUACAGCUUUUGAAAAAGCAAAAUCAUAAUAGUGAGGGUUGAUAAGAAGCUAAUUUCAUGAGUUGGAAUAAAUAAAAUAGAAAUCUAA
This is a messenger RNA of Pocillopora verrucosa, 1899 nucleotides long. RefSeq names its product collagen alpha-1(XVI) chain. Lineage: Eukaryota; Metazoa; Cnidaria; Anthozoa; Scleractinia; Pocilloporidae. The record is from RefSeq and is a predicted model, not a curated record.